GCCUCCGUUCCUUUCCUCCACGAUGGAAAAGCUCCACGCUCUCUCCCUCCUCUGCCUCCUGACCUCCUCGCUCCCCAAGACGUCGGGGCAGUUCCCCUGCCCCGAUCCCGAGGACAUUUCCCCCUGCACCUGCUCCUACGACGAGGGAAGGAUGGAGAUCACGGCGGAUUGUUCCGCGGCGACGCCGGACGAAAUCUUCUCCGCCUUCAACGACGCCACCUGGUUCUCGAAGCUCACGAAACUGAACGUGUGGAGUAACGAGGCGGUGACGGUGCUCCAGAAAGGCAUCUUCGGAGACAUCUCCUUCCAGUACAUGAACGUCUACGACGCCCCGAACCUGGUCGCCAUCCGCCCGUCGGCCCUGCUUCCCUCGAGGGACCGGCUCGUGGAUGCGUCGUUCGGGUUCGGCCGGCUCAGGGACUUCCCCUGGCACAUCCUC
This is a messenger RNA of Darwinula stevensoni, 439 nucleotides long. The record is from the annotation of a GenBank genome assembly. Lineage: Eukaryota; Metazoa; Arthropoda; Ostracoda; Podocopida; Darwinulidae.